AUGACGGCUGUGGCGUGCCAUAUGUUCGCACCAGAACUCGGGAAGUUGAAAGGUGUGGAAGUUGACCUGGAUAUCGACGAAGGAGCUUCGCCGAGAUUCCUAAAGGCCCGACCAGUGCCGUUCGCACUGCGAAAGAGGCUGGAUGAGGAACUGGAUCGCCUGCUAGCGAAUGACAUCAUAGAACCAGUUCAAUAUUUGAACAUCGAACUGGGCGGCUCCACUAGUUCCUGGAGUAAAAGGAGACGGAUCAAUCAGGCCGCUCGUUCCGACACCUAUCCUAUACCUCGAGUAGAGGAACUGUUUGCGAGGCUCGCAAACGGAAAGCAAUUCUCAAAACUGGACCUCUCACACGCAUAUCACCAAUUGGUCCUGUCGGAGAAAUCGAGGGAGUUGGUGACCAUCAAUACCCACAGAGGACUUUUCCGCUACAAGCGACUGCCAUUUGGCGUAUCGACAGCGCCCUCAGUGUUCCAGCGGACUAUGGAAUCGUUGCUGGCUGGCAUUCCAGGCGUGGCAGUUUACUUAGAUGACCUGCUCAUCACAGGAGAGUCAACGGAAGAACAUCUAAAGAACCUGAAGCGGGUAUUGGACGUUCUUCGCGAAGCAGGGUUACGCUUGAAGAAGGAUAAAUGUGCGUCUCUCAAGGACGAGGUUGAUUACCUCGGCCAUACAUAUACUGCGAAGGGUCUACAUCCGAUGGAGGACAGGGUGGAAGCAAUCACCAAGGCACCAGAGCCAACAAACGUGAAAGGAGCCCUCCGAAAAAUGAGUGGUCCCGUUCACACUAGGGUAUCGCGGUUCCUGUUAAGUUACCGUACAACACCGCAAGCUACUACAAAGCAAUCACCGGCAGAGUUGCUAAUGAAUCGCAAACUGCGUAUUCACAUUACGUCAGUUCUGCCAGAUGUGAACGCAACCGUAGAGAAAAAGCAGUUCGCCCAAAAGAUCGCUCACACUACUCACGCCCUUCGUGAAUUCAAUGUAGGCGACGACGUCCUUGUGAGAAAUUAUGCUCGAGGCAACCAAUGGUUACCCGGUAAAAUAACCGACCGUACCGGUCCAGUAUCACAUGUGGUCAAUGUCAGCUCCGAAGCAAUGUCAACUCCGAAGUCGAGUUUCCUCAUCAUCGACCGCGCGGAAACAAGACUACGCGAACGAAGGUGUUGUCCCUACACUCGAUGA
This is a messenger RNA of Strongylocentrotus purpuratus (purple sea urchin), 1182 nucleotides long. RefSeq lists its product as uncharacterized. The transcript has 2 exons. The record is from RefSeq and is a predicted model, not a curated record. Lineage: Eukaryota; Metazoa; Echinodermata; Echinoidea; Camarodonta; Strongylocentrotidae. The coding region runs from base 1 to 1182 and encodes 393 amino acids.